Messenger RNA from Carya illinoinensis, 1740 nucleotides. RefSeq names its product probable amidase At4g34880. NCBI's taxonomy places the organism in Eukaryota, Viridiplantae, Streptophyta, Magnoliopsida, Fagales, Juglandaceae. The record is from RefSeq and is a predicted model, not a curated record. The coding region runs from base 57 to 1616 and encodes 519 amino acids. The transcript has 5 exons.
GAUUGAUUAAUAAGAGGGUACGUACCUGGGAUUGAUUCAGUGAGCCAGCUAAUUCCAUGGGUACCGGCAAGUCACCCCUAUGCUAUCUAAGUUUGUCUCUCUUCUCAGCCCUACUCCUGAUUCUUCUAGCCACACUAGCAUCCGGGACCGGGCUCCAAACCCCGAAUUUCCACGGUUUGUCAUUCCGAGAAAUCACCGUGCAGCAAAUCCAGGUCGGUUUCAAGCGAAACCAAUUCACCUCCAGGGGACUCGUUGAGUUCUACCUUAAAGAAAUCAGCAGAAUCAACCCCGUUCUUAAGGGUGUCUUAGAGGUGAACCCAGACGCACGGUCCCAAGCUGAUAAGGCUGACCACGAGCGCUAUACUAAAGCACCCAUUUCACUCUCUCCGCUGCACGGUGUUCCAAUUCUGAUCAAAGACAACAUUGCAACCAAGGAUAAGAUGAACACCACGGCUGGCUCGUACGCAUUGCUCGGCUCGGUUGUGCCACGGGACGCCGGCGUGGUGACCAAGUUGAGAAAAGCUGGGGCUAUUAUAUUGGGGAAGGCCAGCUUGAGCGAGUGGUCUCAUUUCAGAUCGAAUAAUGCACCCAGUGGUUGGAGCGGCAGAGGUGGCCAAGGGAAGAAUCCCUAUACAGGGGAUGACCCUUGUGGAUCAAGCAGUGGAUCAGCAAUAUCCGUCGCAGCAAAUAUGGUAGCAGUGUCGAUAGGGACCGAGACUGAUGGCUCUAUUUUAUGUCCGUCCAACAAUAACUUGGUGGUGGGCUUCAAACCGACGGUUGGUCUCACUAGUAGAGCAGGAGUCAUACCAAUAUCCCCAAGACAGGACAGCGUGGGGCCCAUUUGCAGGACAGUGUCAGAUGCUGUUUAUGUUCUUGAUAUCAUCGCAGGCAUUGACUACAAUGACAAGGUGACAAUUAAAACAUCACGGUACAUUCCGAAAGGUGGCUAUGCACAAUUUCUCAAGGCUGACGGGCUCCGAGGAAAGAGACUGGGGAUAGUGAGAAAUCCCUUCUAUCUUGGGAUCGGCAAUGAUACUACAGCAAUUGUUGAAAAACAUAUCAACACUUUGAGGAAGCGAGGUGCAGUGCUGUUAGACAAUCUGGAAAUACCCGAUCUUGCCGCCUAUGACAUUUCCGGGAGCGCUGAAACCAUUGCAUUGUUGGCUGAGUUCAGAAUAUCCUUGAAUGAAUACCUAAAGGAGCUAGUGGCUUCCCCAGUGCGUUCCUUGGCUGAUGCAAUUGCCUUCAACAAGAAAAACCCAAAAUUGGAGAAGCUUGAAUAUGGGCAAGAAUUUUUUAUAAACGCAGAAGCAACGAAAGGGAUUAGGAAAGCAGAGAAAGAAGCAUUAUCAUUUAUGGAAAGACUGAAUAGAGAAGGUUUCGAGAAGUUGAUGAUAAAGAAUAAGCUAGAUGCCUUAGUGACUCCUACGAAUAGCGUUUCCCGCAUCCUUGCAAUUGGGGGUUUCCCAGGAGUAAUUGUCCCCGCAGGAUUUCGCUCUGAUGGCCAUCCUUUUGGCCUUGUUUUUGGAGGACUAAAGGGUUCGGAGCCAAAGCUGAUUGAGAUCGCAUAUGGCUUUGAACAAGCGACAAAGAUCCGGAAGCCUCCUAAACUUUAAGGCCAUGUAACAGCUAGCAUUUAAUUCUAUGCUUCACCCUUUGUAUGAAUAUCAGCAAAAUCAUGAAGUUGUUAUCGAUAUUUUGCAAGAAUAAAAAUAAAAAAUGAUAUUAAACUUAAAUGAA